CCAGACGACUCCAGCGGCGAGGGGCAGCCCGUCUUCUCCCUGUGGCGUCGAGGGGACAGAAAGCCACGCUGCCCCCAAGCGUGGCUGGAAGCGGAGCUGAGGAAGUCUCGGGGCUUCGGGUGGCGAAGCUGGAGCUUUGGGAGGGGGGCCCAGGAGAGCAGAAGCCAAAGAAAAGCGAGCGGCGGAGGAGAGGAGAAGGGGAGGCGCGGCAUCCUUCCGCAGAGAGCGAUGCCUUCUGCCUGCAGGCGGGGAGCUUCUGCCCGCGGCGCGAUCGUCCUGCUUCUGGUGGGCAUCGGCAACCUGAGGCUUUGCCACGCAGGGGUUGAGUAUGGGGAUGUGCUGCCAGAGUCCUUUCCAUCGGCUCCGGCAGAGUCUCUCCCCCAUUUCUUGCUGGAGCCCCAGGAUGCCUACAUAGUGAAGAACAAGCCUGUGGAGCUCACCUGCAGAGCCAACCCUGCCACCCAGAUCUACUUCAAAUGCAAUGGCGAAUGGGUGAAUCAGAACGAUCAUCUCACAACAGAGACUUUAGAUGAAGUUACAGGGCUCCUUGUAAAAGAAGUCCAAAUCGAAGUCUCUCGGCAACAGGUAGAGGAACUCUUUGGCUUGGAAGACUACUGGUGUCAGUGUGUGGCAUGGAGCUCUGCCGGGACCACCAAAAGCCGAAGGGCUUAUGUCCGGAUAGCAUACCUGAGGAAGAACUUUGACCAGGAACCCCUAGGGAAAGAGGUUCCACUGGAUCACGAAGUGCUUCUGCAGUGCCGCCCUCCUGAGGGAGUGCCAACAGCCGAGGUGGAGUGGCUGAGAAAUGAGGAUGUGAUUGACACUUCCCAGGACACCAACUUCCUCAUAACCAUCGACCACAACCUCAUCAUCAAGCAGGCCCGGCUUUCAGACACUGCCAACUACACCUGUGUGGCUAAGAAUAUUGUGGCCAAACGGCGGAGCACCACAGCCACCGUCAUUGUCUAUGUGAAUGGUGGCUGGUCUACAUGGUCAGAAUGGUCCCUGUGUAGCAAUCGCUGUGGCCGUGGCUGGCAGAAGCGCACCAGAACCUGCACCAAUCCAGCGCCUCUCAAUGGUGGUUCCGUCUGUGAUGGGCAGUCCUUCCACAAGAUUACCUGCACCACUAUGUGCCCAGUAGAUGGAGCAUGGACCGAAUGGAGCAAGUGGUCAGCCUGCAGCACGGAGUGCACCCACUGGAGGAGUCGAGAGUGUGCAGCCCCCUCUCCCAAAAACGGAGGCAAAGACUGUAGCGGCAUGCUUCUUGAUUCCAAAAACUGCACCGAUGGGCUUUGUAUGCAAAAUAAAAGAUUUGUAAGCGAACCCAAAAGUCACCUACUGGAGGCUACCAGUGACGUGGCCUUAUAUGCUGGUGUGGUGGUUGCCAUCUUUGUUUUCAUCGUUAUCUUGAUGGCUGUCGGAGUGGUUGUAUACAGGCGCAGCUGCCGGGACUUUGAUACUGACAUCACAGACUCUUCCGCAGCUCUGACAGGAGGCUUCCACCCAGUCAACUUCAAGACCUCCAGACAUGACACCCCUCAGUUGCUGCACCCUUCAAUGCAGCCUGACUUAACAGCCAAUGCGGGUGUGUACCGUGGCCCCAUGUAUGCCUUGCAAGACUCUUCUGACAAGAUCCCAAUGACCAACUCUCCAUUGCUUGAUCCACUCCCUAAUCUCAAGAUCAAAGUGUAUAACUCUUCCACAGCAUCCUCCUCACCAGGGAUACUUGAGGGAGCAGACCUGUUAGGAGCAGUGCCCCCGGGCACCUUCCCAGUGGAGAAUCUCAGGGAUAACCAUUUCAUGAACCUAAGGAACAAGACCAUGGGCUCUCAACAUCUCCUGACCUUGCCCCGAGAACCCGGGAACAGUGCCACCGGAACAUUUGGCUGCCUGGGAGGAAGGCUUACCAUCCCUGGCACAGGGGUGAGUUUGUUAGUGCCUCAUGGAGCAAUCCCUCAAGGGAAGUUCUAUGAAAUGUACCUCAUGAUCAACAAAACAGAAAACACUCUCUUACCUUCAGAAGGCACACAGACAAUGUUGAGUCCCAUGGUGACCUGUGGACCCACCGGGCUGCUCUUAUGCCACCCCGUCAUCCUGUCUGUCCCACACUGUGCAGACAUUAGCUCCCCGGACUGGAUGCUGCAGCUAAAAACGCAAUCCCACCAAGGAAACUGGGAGGAAGUCGUAACUUUGGAUGAAGAGACUUUGAACACACCCUGCUAUUGCCAGUUGGAACCCAAAUGCUGCCACAUACUGUUAGAUCAACUUGGAACAUAUGUCCUUGUGGGGGAAUCCUACUCAAGGUCAGCCAUCAAGAGACUCCAACUUGCCAUCUUUGCACCUACCCUCUGCACAUCACUGGAAUACAGUCUCAAAGUCUACUGCCUGGAUGAGACACCAGAUGCCUUGAAGGAAGUGCUUGAAUUAGAAAGGACUCUUGGUGGUUAUCUUUUGGAAGAACCCAAGCCUCUACUGUUUAAAGACAGUUAUCACAAUCUGCGCCUCUCCAUCCAUGAUAUUCCCCAUUCGCUUUGGAGGAGCAAACUCCUUGCCAAGUAUCAGGAAAUCCCUUUCUAUCAUAUCUGGAGUGGCAGCCAACGGGCACUACACUGUACCUUCACCCUCGAGAGGUACAGCCCAGCUUCCACAGAACUGACCUGCAAGAUCUGUGUCCGGCAAGUGGAAGGGGAAGGGCAGAUAUUUCAGCUACAUGUUACACUUGGAGAGAGCUCCAGUUCCUUUGAUGCCUUGUGUUCCCACCCUGGCAGUGCCCUGACAACUCAGCUGGGGCCAUACGCCUUCAAGAUCCCUCUGUCUAUACGACAGAAAAUCUGCAACAGCCUUGAUGCCCCCAACUCCAGAGGAAACGACUGGCGACUUCUUGCUCAGAAACUUUCCAUGGAUCGUUACCUGAAUUUCUUUGCCACCAAAGCCAGCCCAACAGGAGUGAUCCUUGACUUAUGGGAAGCCCAGCACCAAGAUGAUGGGGAUCUUAAUACUCUGGCCUGUGCCUUGGAAGAGAUGGGCAAGAGUGAGAUGCUGGUUGUCAUGGCGACAGAGGGGGAUUGCUGAUACAGUUCGAGAAGACUUCCGGCAAUGGCCGAAUGGAGGGUGGAGCAACACAGGGAGGGAAACAACCC
Molecule: messenger RNA, 3140 nt
Organism: Eublepharis macularius
Lineage: Eukaryota; Metazoa; Chordata; Lepidosauria; Squamata; Eublepharidae
Gene: UNC5B
Product: unc-5 netrin receptor B
Exons: 17
Coding region: 229-3072 (947 amino acids)
Biological process (GO): netrin-activated signaling pathway; anterior/posterior axon guidance
Cellular component (GO): membrane
Molecular function (GO): protein binding; netrin receptor activity
Source: RefSeq, a predicted model, not a curated record